Molecule: messenger RNA, 1276 nt
Organism: Dermatophagoides farinae (American house dust mite)
Lineage: Eukaryota; Metazoa; Arthropoda; Arachnida; Sarcoptiformes; Pyroglyphidae
Gene: Nup44A
Product: nuclear pore complex protein Nup44A
Biological process (GO): cellular response to amino acid starvation; positive regulation of TORC1 signaling
Cellular component (GO): Seh1-associated complex; nuclear pore outer ring
Molecular function (GO): structural molecule activity; protein binding
Source: RefSeq, a predicted model, not a curated record
UUAAUUGUCAUGUGCUCAAAUUGGAAUUGAAAUUUUAAAGUCUUAAGAUUGCUAUUAUCUUUACAAUUUGAUUUGGUCCAAAUCUAAUUAUUUUCAUGAUGGUUUCACGAAGUAUACAAGCUGACCAUAAAGAUUUGAUCCAUGACAUCGCCUAUGAUUAUUAUGGUCGACGAUUGGCUACAUGUUCCUCAGAUCAAAGUGUCAAAGUCUGGGACAUUGAUGAUGAUGGCCAAUGGACGUGUACGUCUUCAUGGAAAACACAUGCUGGAUCUGUAUGGAAAGUGACUUGGGCACAUCCCGAAUUUGGACAGAUACUUGCCACUUGUUCGUUUGAUAGAACUGCCAUUGUUUGGGAAGAGAUGGUUGGUGAUAAAAACACAAAUGAAAAAAACAAUCAAUCUGUUUGGAUAAAGCGUCACAGUUUUGUCGAUAGCCGAACAUCUGUUACAGAUGUCAAAUUUGCACCUAAACAUUUUGGACUUAUUCUUUCAACUUGUUCUCUCGAUGGAGUCAUUCGAAUCUACGAAGCACCUGAUGUUAUGAAUAUUACCCAUUGGUCUAUUCAAUAUGAAAUUAACUGCAACAAAGCUUGUAGUUCCAUUUCUUGGAAUCCUUCGUUGUUUCGACAAAAUUUUCCAAUGAUAGCUGUUGGCAGCGAUGACAAUAACGUACAAGGGUCAAAAAUUUUGUUCUAUGAGUUUAAUGAACAGGCUCGUGAUUGGCAGCAAAUUAUUGAUAAAACAUUCAAAGAUGUCAACGAAUUGGUACAUGAUAUUGCGUUUGCACCGAAUGUUGGCCGUUCAUAUGAUCUUUUAGGAGCGGCCACCACCAAAGAUGUCAAAAUAAUUUCAAUCAGAUUAAUAGAAAAUGAAAAAGAUUUUGCUGAACCUUAUUCUCAAACUGCAAGUAUGGCCAAUUCGACCAACAAUCCACCGAUUGGAAAUAAACGUCGCUAUAAUAUCAAAGUGAUAGCUUCAUUUGAUGAUCAUGGCUCACAAGUAUGGAGAGUAUCUUGGAAUAUUACCGGUACUUUGAUGGCCUCUUCAGGUGAUGAUGGAGCCGUACGGCUUUGGAAAGCUAAUUGUUUUGAAAAAUGGCAAAAUGUUGGUAUACUGAAAGCCGAUCAAAAUACAAUACAUCCAAAUACGAUCACCGGUAUAAACAAUUACUCUGAUGAUCGUCAACUGGACGGUACUACAUCAUCGGCAACAAAAUUUGUAUUCUCACAAUAAUAAUUUAAAUCAAAUAAAAAUGACAAAUUUAUUAUGACCAAAAA